Molecule: messenger RNA, 2692 nt
Organism: Paramormyrops kingsleyae
Lineage: Eukaryota; Metazoa; Chordata; Actinopteri; Osteoglossiformes; Mormyridae
Source: RefSeq, a predicted model, not a curated record
AUCCUGGACUUGGAGGACAUCUCAGCAACUGAUGUUCGUAUUGUGGAAGAACUUACCAAGUACUUUGGGGACAACAUCUUAAAGUACACAAUUCUUCUUCUGUGCCAUGAGGGUAAGGAGGAAGAUACAAGCUUGGAGGAUAGACUCCAAAAAGAUAGAAACCUCAGAGAGAUUAUGGACAAGUGUGGACACCAGUAUCAUCUGUAUAACAAGAAUUCUAUGGGAGCUACACAUUUGCUGGAGAGAAUUGAGAGUUUGGUGGCUGAAAAUGGGGACAGAUACUUUACUGAUAACAAUUAUAAGGAGAUAGAAGAUAGCAUUAAAAAACAGCAAUCAGUUAUUGAGAAUGAAAGAGCGAAAGAGAUAGGUAAAAGGCUUCGUGAGCUAGACGGCAUGUACCAGGGAGAGGAGCUGAAGAGGGAGAAAGACCAAUAUCUGAAGGGUGUCAGGGCUGCCGUUAGAGAAAAGGCUGAAAUGAUCAUUCAUGAACUCAGAUUUACCGCUCAGGCUAUAGAUAAUGCAGCAGCAGGGAAUAAAGGCCUAGAGGUAAAGGUACUGGGGCCGAUGGGAGCUGUUGGGGGAGGAGUAUUAGGGGCAGUGCUGGGGCCGAUGGGAGCUGUGUGGGGAACAAUAAUAGGGUCCGUGCUGGGGGUAGUGGUGGCUGGGAAAUUAUGGAGACUGCCUGCGGACUUGAGGAUCGUGCUGUUUAGCAGCAGAAGUCACUUACAGUUCAUCGUCUCAAACUGUAUCCUGGGACGGCAGGUGUUCAUGCCAGCUGAAGGCAGCCUUUCACAGAGUUUGAAGAAUCUUGGGGAGACAGAGGGCAGAAGAGUAUCAGUGAUCAACUCACCAAACUUCUUUGAGAAGGACCUUACACAGCAACAUAUCAAGAAGGAGCUGAAGAGAUGUGUGUGUCUGUCUUGCCCUGGACCCCAUGCUGUCCUUUUAACCCUGGACUUGGAGGACAUCUCAGCAACUGAUGUCCGUAUUGUGGAAGAACUUACCAAGUACUUUGGGGACAAUAUCUUAAAGUACACAAUUCUUCUUCUGUGCCAUGAGGGUAAGGAGGAAGAUUCAAGCUUGGAGGAUAGACUCCAAAAAGAUAUAAACCUCAGAGAGAUUAUGGACAAGUUUGGACACCAGUAUCAUCUGUUUAACAAGAAUUCUGUGGGAGCUGGUCCUUUGCUGGAGAGGAUUGAGAGUUUGGUGGCUGAAAAUGGAGACAGAUUCUUCACUAAUUACAAAUAUGAGGAGAUAGAAGGUAGCAUAAGAAAAGAGGAAACAUUCAUUGAGAAGGGAAGAGAGAAAGAGUUAAAGAAAAUGCUUUGUGAGCUAGACAGCAAAUACGAGGGAGAGGAGCUGGAGAGGGAGAGAGACCAAUAUCUGAAGGGUGUCAGGGCUGAAAUUAGAAAAGAGGCUGAACGGAUCAUUCUGGAUCGACUUGGGAUUGUCCUUUGGGUUGUGUAUUAUGCUGACUAGGUACUGGGAGGGGCAGUUCAGGGGCAGUUAGUCCGAGGAGUUAUACGGACAGUGUGGGGUGUGGUGGGCAGGAUAGCUGGAGCGUUAUGGAGAUACAUUAGACGUUUUUAUGCUGUUAACAUUAGAGGGCAUUAUUUUUAAUUUGUGUAAAUUUGAGUACAAUAGUGGUGUUACUUAUAAAUGUUUUAUUUUUAUAGGAAUAUUUUAGAGCAGUGCCAGUUAUUUGAGCGGGCCACUCACUUGAAUGUGAAGUACAAGAGAUUUUAUUGUAAUAAUGAAGUGAUGGAUGGAGGGGAACACAGUACUAUGAAUGCAGAGUGGGAAGCGAAGGAAGACGAGAAGGAUGGGGCCUGUUAUUGGGGGAAUGGAGAUUCCUGACUGUAUGGAAACCCGGCCACAAUCAGGCACAGGGAUCAGGGCUGGUGCCUGACUGAGUGACCCCAAGCUCACUUUAGAGGAGCAAAUCACAUGUGUAACAUGCUCAUUUUCAAUAUUUUCUGUAAAUAUAAAAAGUAUACUUUAUUUUAUAUCACAGUGAAAGCUAACAGGUUAAUUGCACAAUAAUUUUAAUGUCAUAACUGCAAAAUAAUAUGGCGUUAUUUUGAUACUCAACUGGGAUGACAGUAUGAGCAAAGGUUUUAAAUAGACUUAUUCCUUCCUGAAUCCAUCCUGAAAUAGGAUAAAUUAUGUUAAUUUUGUUUUUUAAUUUAUUAUUGUUUUGUGUAUAUACAGGCACUUUGUGACACUACAGAGAACUGAAUUUCACUUUGUUUUGGAUGAAUGUCACACUGUCAUGGUGUGCUGCUGAGGGGACAUGAAUGGAGGAUUAAUCAGUCUGGAUGUAGCUGCGGUUGUCGCUAGCCCCUGAGUUAGCUUCUCACAGGGAAGCUGACUGAGAGGGAAGGCGAGGAAAAUUUACUUGGAUAAUUUUUUUAAAUAAAUCAAUAAACAGAUACAUUAAUAAGAUAGUACUGUAAUUUACAAUAUUUGUUUUAUUUUAUUGCAGCUAAUAGCUUAAAAUUGUAAUUAAAUGCACUUUAAAUGGUUACCAGUCUUCUGUUUUUAGAGCCUUUGGCCUAAUGGUUGUAGAUUUACAUGAGCAGAUACUAAUCUAGCAGCAGAGAGGCUCCAACGGGAUCUGGAUUUAAUUAGCGAAUGGGCUGAUACUUGGCAGAUGAAAUUUAACACAGAUAAAUGUAAGGUAAUCCAUGCA